Messenger RNA from Scylla paramamosain (green mud crab), 2342 nucleotides. RefSeq lists its product as uncharacterized. The transcript has 2 exons. NCBI's taxonomy places the organism in Eukaryota, Metazoa, Arthropoda, Malacostraca, Decapoda, Portunidae. Bases 34 to 1422 code for a protein of 462 amino acids. The record is from RefSeq and is a predicted model, not a curated record.
GAAGAAAAAGUGGAUGUGGAGGAGGUAUAUAAGAUGUGGAGCAGGAAGCAGAGAUCACACACUGCAGCCAUGGAAUACCUUGAGGUCGCAGCGGUUCUUACUCUCUUCUUAUCCUGCACUUCGGGGUCCCCCGUAGCACAGGGCUAUGGACUACCGCCUUACAGGGACAUAGGAGUGACGUCCUUCGCGUCCCACAACAUCCUACCCUCUCAAGGAAACCAGUACGGGAGGGGUCAAUUAGACACCCUUCACUUGACCCGAACGCACCAUGGAGGUCCCUCAAUUUCAGGACCAAUUGGAAAUGCUAACUUCGGGGGUCCCUUGAUAUCCAACCAUGGGGGACACUACGGGAAUCUUGGCGGGGUGGGUUCUGGCUUCUCGGGUUCUUUCGGAGGCUCCGAUGUGGUGGGUGCCGGUGGAGGACUUGGUGGUGGCGUGGUGGGCGGCGUAGGGGGCGACAUAGUGGACGGCGGCUUGCUGGGCGGCUCGGUGGGCGGCAUAGUGGACGGCGGCGUGGUGGGCGGCUCAUAUGAUGGCGGCGUGGGUGACACGGUGGGUCCCUGCACCGAAGGGAAGGUCCUCCAAGUGGACGGGUCAUGCGUGGUGCCCUUGGUUCACCGCAAAGUGUUCGUGUUCGCCGCCCCUGACCGCCCCAAGGUGAUCCAGCCGCCGCCCCAGCUGCCGAAGCCCGAAGUGCAGCACAACGUGGUCGUCAUCAGGUCCCAGGAGCCAGAGGAAAACCCAGAGCCAAUCGUCAUCCCAGCGCCGCGGGUCAAGAACGUACUACUUGUGCUCAACAAACUGAGGGACAACGAGCAGAAGGUCGUGCAGGUCCCGCCGCAGCCUUCCUCUGCCCCCAGCGUGUACUUCGUCAACUACAAGGACGAACAAGACCUCCAGAACCAGGGAUUCCAAGGCCUUGGCAUUGACUUCGAUGGUGCUGCUGGUGUCGGCGGUGCUGGCGGUUUUGGAACUGGCAGCGGUUUUGGAAGUGGAGGCGGUGUUGGCGGUGCUGGCGGUGCUGGCGGUUUCGACAAUGUUGGCGGUGUUAUCGGCGGUGGUGGCAGUUUCGGCGGUGUUGGCGGUGUUGGUAUUGGUGUUGGCAGUGUCGGCGGUGCUGGCGGUUUCGGCGGUGUUGGCGGUGCUGGCGGUUUCGGCGGUGCUGGCGGUGCUGGCGGUUUCGGCGGUUAUGGCGGUGUUGGUAUCGGCGGCGGGGUGGAUGUGGUGGAUGUAGUGGACACUUCAUAUGGAGUGCCCAGGGUGAAUGAUGUAUCGGAUCAUAUUGUGGGCGGCGGGGGUGACCUGAGCUACGCGGCGAGCGACACAGAGGACGUGGUGGUGGAGGCAGAGCCAGAGACCUCCGAUGCAGAAUCACCCUCAGAAUCAGAAGACUCCUCCAAGGCCCUGUUCUUCAAGGCCUAAACGCGGUAUCGACCUUCACCCUACUAAUCCUAACUACCCUAACUGCCCUAACGACCCCAAUUCCACCAAGCCCUCCUCAAUCACCCCCCCCACCGAACAUUACACUUCCCCAGCCAACCCCAACCCCAAUGUCCAACCCUCCAAACUAGAGUUCCUCCAUUCUUGCCAUACUUUCUUGCCUCACCAUGGAUUAACCUCUCAACACCCGACCGAACACCACACUCCCCCACCCCUCCCAUCCUCCCAAACACUACUUUUUACCCCAACACCAAAACCUCUCACCACACAUGCCUUUUCUCAUUUUGCUUUUUUUUUUUUUACUCCAUUCCCAACACCGCUCCUUCCCAACCACGCAUACAUAUACACAGACAGGCACUCUUCCUUCUCUCCCUAUCGCCCCUCUUCCUCUUAGCUCUUCUUCCCACCAAAAUUUUCAUCAUACAAGACAGCGAUCGCCACAGAUACCGCGGAUCUCACUCUGAAAUUAAAAGCGCGGGUUGCGACGAAAGUGUGUAUAUAAAAAAUGAUAAAAAAAAAAGGAGGUAGUCUUGAAUAAUAGUUUGUGGUAAAUAUAUAAAAAUGAGAGAAAAAAUCGUAUAUUCACCACCACAUCAAAUUAUUCAGGUGACAAAGACUAGUGAUGUAUGAUUAAUUUAUUUUUGUACUCAACAAUCCAUUCACUAGUCUUUUUUUUUCUUUAUUUUCCCCCUUUGAAUUACUAUUUUUCUAUUCCUGUUACUACGAUUACAACUCUAUUUAUUAUUACUAUUACUACUGCUAUUGCCAUUUACUUAUUUUCAUUCAUACCAUUAUUUAUCUGAAUGUCGAUAAGACGUUGUUAUGCCUCUGUGUCUUUCGAGUCUUUACUUAAGAUAAUGACACUGUGAUAAAGAUGGAAUAAAGUGUGUACGUUUCAUCUA